Messenger RNA from Theileria orientalis strain Shintoku, 1968 nucleotides. RefSeq lists its product as uncharacterized. NCBI's taxonomy places the organism in Eukaryota, Apicomplexa, Aconoidasida, Piroplasmida, Theileriidae. The record is from RefSeq and is a predicted model, not a curated record. The transcript has a single exon. Bases 1 to 1968 code for a protein of 655 amino acids.
AUGAAUCUGUUGUCAUGGUAUGAAGCAUUGGCACUAGUGCUUCUGUGGAAACUCGAUCUAUUCACUUGCAUCGAGAUUAGUAGUUCCAGAGUACCUGCCGCUGAGCAAACCCAUCAAUUUCUCUCUGCUCAGAACAAGAACAACAGUAAUAACAGGUACUACGGCGGCAGAUACGGACACCGUCACCACAGAAGAUCUAGGUAUCACGUAGCCAACAGAGGAAAAAUCCCUCCUGAACCUCCUCCGCGAAUUCACCCUCGCCUACGACCUCGAAAUUAUAGUAGUUACGAAUUCGGAGGAUACGGGCCGACACACUUCAGGUCCGACCAUUCAUCAAGUUACUCAACAUACGAAAACGAUUCAUACGACGGGAAUUUUAUAUCACUGGACAUCUCUAGAAACUUUAGCAAUGAAGGAUACACGAUAUCAUACGAAAAUGACUUGAUUGUUUUUAGGUCCCGACCCCCGUACUUGUUCUCUGAUGUGAGGCACGGCCACAACAGGCUGUGGCAGUACAAGGGUGAUGGAUACCCGAAUAUGGUGACUUACAGAGAAAUAAACGGGAGACCUAAAGUAGAUGUGCACUUCCCCGGCCCACCUCGUCGAACCGCAGGAAAGUACCGCCCACCCGGCUUUCUGUACACCAACCGAGACUUCGUGCCCAGCCAACAAACCUCAUCGUUCCGAGUUAACGUCCCACACAUUAGGCCUACACAACCACUUAUCGGCCAGGACGUGCUGGAGUUUGAGCUUUUAACAGUUGGGGACAAGGUCGUGUUGAGACCGAAGCUAUAUCCAUCAACUGGGGUGAGCAGUUCAGUUUUAAUCACAGUAAACAUUGACAGGUUCGAAAGCACAGAUCAACUCAUGUAUACCUACGACCCUAGAACAGGAAUACACAGUCUCAAGGCUAGGGAGCCUUUUUUAAUUAAUGAAAUACUGCAGAAGGGUCAAAUCAUUUGGCGCGCUAAAGACAAUAAAUAUGGUGACAGGGUUAUUUUGAGGUAUGAUGAGGACGGCAACCCAAGGUCCAGAGUUCUAUUCCCAGACUGGGCAGUGCUUGGAAUGCCUCCACCGUCUCUGCAACCAUUUCAAGUUCCACAAGAUACUUCCUUGAAAACCGACCCACAGUCGCAUGAAUAUUCUCCACAGACUGCACAUUAUGAUUAUGAACACCUAUUUAAAACGACCGUUCCAAAAAAUGAGACUGCUCGAGACGAACAGAAAGAUCAUUCAGAAGAACAUCCUCCACACUCUACUGACCUUCCUCCAACUAUUGAUACCAGUUUCCAGGUCCAUUCAACCCCUCCCCUUAAAUCCGCUGACAAGAAACCUUAUGAACUCGACUUAAAUAACAGAAUCCAGACAGAUCAGUUUGAAUACAACUUUGAUUCACAGAGCAAGACCAUGACAUACAUCGGUAAAUCCCUGUACAGGUUUUCUGCUGUCAAGUACGGUGCGAAUGUUUUAUGGAGAACUGACAUACCUGCAGAGUACGCAAACAAGGUCAUCGUGAACGGUUAUGAACACCGUGGAAUGUUUAUGCUUUCCAUAUUUUUGGACGCUUGUGUUAAAAGAUUUUACAAGGAUGAAAGUGCCCCUUGGACUGAGUUCGAUACAACCAAGCCAAACGCUCUUGCCCUGAAUGUUUAUUCCAAUUUUGAAACGUUUUUCUACACUGUCAGGACAGCAGGAGUCUAUAAAACAUAUACUGUCAAGGAAGGUUUUAAGUUUUAUAAGGUCAGGUUAGGUGAUCAUGAUCUUUGGGAAACAACCGACACUGAAGCAUUAUCAAGUAAGGUUGUCACUGAGGGCGAUAACAGGGUAACUAUACAUUUGGAUAACGAGAAAAUUGUCACUUUUGCUCGUGUACGUCAUGGCUGCCACGGCUGUAAAGGCUUUUUCUGCGGUUUGAUGACCUGCGGACUUUACAACUGUUGUUGCAAGUCAUGGAGAGAAGUUAAGUAA